Molecule: messenger RNA, 4142 nt
Organism: Diuraphis noxia (Russian wheat aphid)
Lineage: Eukaryota; Metazoa; Arthropoda; Insecta; Hemiptera; Aphididae
Gene: nej
Product: CREB binding protein nejire
Biological process (GO): positive regulation of transcription by RNA polymerase II
Cellular component (GO): transcription regulator complex; histone acetyltransferase complex
Molecular function (GO): zinc ion binding; chromatin DNA binding; transcription coactivator activity
Source: RefSeq, a predicted model, not a curated record
CCAUUUAUCAGUCAUAAAGAAUUUUAAACAUGCAAAAAUCAAGCUGAAAAUAGAUAACUACAAAUGAAAUCUUCAAUAAUCAGCCUACAACUUAGCAUAACAUGGCCCAUAUUACUGUUUGGUGAUAUCACAUACUGCUUAAUUAUGUGACUUAACUAUGUUUAAUUAUUUAGUUUCUCGAUUUGAGUUUUUAAGAAUUUGAAAUAUUAUAAAAUAAGUUUAGGUCAUUGUGCAAUUUUUAAUAUGUGAUUAUUGAUACUAGUAACUUUUUACUAGGUCUUAUCUGUUUUUAAAUUCUAAGACUAAAUAUGUCAGACCUAUUGGUGGAUAGCCCUCCGAACAAGAGGCCAAAGUUGGAAGAUCCAUUCCAAGGGUCUUCUGACUCAUCUGGUGUCUAUUCUAGCAAUGAGAUGUUUGAUCUCGAGAAUGAUCUCCCCGAUGAGCUUAUUAGCACUACGUCUUGGAACCAACAACCUGAUAUCAAGCAAAAUCUUGGUCCUCAAUUACCAUUGCAAAAUGGUAUGAUUGUUCAGCAAAAUAAUCCUCAACAACUUCAGCAACCUAAUAUCCAACAACGACUAGUAGUCAGUCAAAAUCAGUUAGCCCACCAUUUUAUGGGUACUAAACAUCUUGUGUCAGGGGCUGGAAUGUCUAUGAAUAAACCAAUUAAUCCAAACAUGCCAUCACCAAAUGUUUUAGUUAGUAAAACUGGAGAGCCAAUGGUAGUUAAUAUGGGAAAUGCAGGCAUAAAUUCCAACCAAUUACAAAACAGUAUUAGUGGAAUAAAUGUGGCAAAUGUAAAUAUUAUGAUGGGAAACAAUUUGGUUAGUAACUCCAUGCACAAUCCUCAUCAUGGCAUAUCACAGCAACAACAAAAUGGACCUAUGAUGGGAAGGAACAUAGCCAUGCAUCAUCCACAACAAAUUCGUAAYCAGACUCCUCAUCAACUUCAUAGUUUGUCAAUUAAUUCUCAUAGGUUACAAGCUCCAAUGGGUGCAAUGAGUCCAGUGAAUAAUUUCAAUGCAUACAACCAAAAUAAUCAACAAAUUAAUGUAGUCCAACAACAACCAAUUGGUAUUGUACGGCAACAAGUACCGAGAUUUAAUGCCAAUACUAAUGGAAUGCUAGUGGAUACUCCGGUUCCUCCCCAGUCUCAAACAAAUGUACGUCUCGGACCACAGCAAGUUAAUAUGGUCAAUCAAAAUGUAGUUGUACCACCUCAAGGAGUCCCCGCCGACCGUAGUCAAGCAAAUCCAGAGAAACGAAAAAUGAUAACCCAACAGCUUGUUCUAUUAUUACAUGCUCAUCAAUGUCAAAGAAGAGAUAAUCAAGCUAAUGGUGAAGUGAGACAGUGYCGUUUGCAACAUUGUAAUACAAUGAAAGGGGUCUUGGCUCAUAUGACAAAUUGCAUAGCUGGUCGAAAUUGUAAUGUAGCUCACUGUUCAUCGUCUAGACAAAUAAUAUCACAUUGGAAACAAUGUACUAGACCAGAUUGUCCUAUUUGCCAACCAUUAAAAGCAUCAAAUAAUCGCAAUGCUUUAGCAAAUAACAAUACUCAAAAUACUACUGGAAUGAACGAUAUGAAUUGUUAUAACACUGUAAAUAAUCAAGUGAACCAAGUACAGGGAGUCCCUAACAAUGUUGGUAUACGAACGGCUUUGCAAUCUCAAAUGCCACAUCCUCCUAAUAACAAUGUGCUGACACCUAAUCAAAACACACGAGUAUUAGUUCCACAUUCACAACCCCAGGUAACAACUACAAUGAGUGCAGAUCCCAGCACAAGUACUGUUAAUGAAAUGCUGCAGUCUGCUUCGAACACAACUGUACCUGUUCCAUCUAGCAUUCAACAACCUGCGACAAAUAUACCUAAUUCUUUCAUAAUGACAACUAGUACCGACACAAUGACUACUCAGAUGAACAAUCAAGCACAACCAACUCAAUCAAUGCCAGGAAAUCACAUUGAAAGUAAAGAAUGGCAUGAGUCUAUUACACCUGAACUACGAAAUCAUUUAGUGCAUAAAUUAGUUCAAGCAAUUUUCCCAACAUAUGAUCCUAAAGCAAUGCUUGAUAAACGUAUGAAUAAUUUAGUGGCUUAUGCUAGAAAAGUUGAAGGUGAUAUGUACAAUGUUGCUAACUCUAGGUCGGAAUAUUAUCAUAGGUUAGCCCAAACAUUUUAUAAAAUACAGAAAGAGUUGGAAGAAAAAAUGCAAAAGCGAAAAGAACAACAACAAAUGCAACAGCAGCAAAUGGGGACUCCUCAGCCACCAACAAGUAAUAUCAAUGCACAGUGCUUCCCAACUGCGUCUACACAAGGAUUGCCUAAUCAGCAGCAACCACCACAAUCACAGCAGCAACAACCUUUACAUCAUACUCCAAUUCAACCUAACCAGCAAAAUUUACCACAACAACAAGUAGUAACAACCUCUGGUUUAAUGAAAACACAGUUGACAGAUAGGGUGCAUUUUCCAAUCACUUCACCUGUACCUGGACCAAGUCCAAAUACAAAUUUACCACAAACUACUUUUGGUUUGACCCAGCCUCCUGCCCAAAGUCCAAUCAACACUAGUCAGUUCCCAUCUAACUCACCUAUGAUGUCAAACAUAUCUCAAUCUUCGUUCGCUCAACCUCAAUUUUCAAAUCAAUCAAUGAAUCAAAUACCACAACAAAUACAUUUACAACAACAAGUUCAACAGCAACAACAAGUGCAACAGCAACAACAAGUGCAACAGCAACAACAACAAGUUCAGCAACAGCAAGUACAACAACAACAACAAGUACAACAACAAGUUCAACAACAACAACAACAACAACAACAACUCUUGAACAAUCAAAUGUUACAACCAAAUAGACUUAAUCAAAUGAACAUGGACAAAAUGGUUAAUGGACCUAGUUUGAUCUCCAAUACUACUGUGCCAUCUACUACAAGUGUACCUUCAAUGAUGCCCAAUAGUAUGGGUAAAGGAUAUCCUAGAUCAGAACCAUCAUCAAUUAGUCAUUCGAGUCAAAUGAAUGCUAUUGCUUCUGCUUUAGCACAAGAUGACUCUCCCAAAGACGUUAAAGGAGAAGUAAAAGACGAGUAUGACGAUAGUAAUGACGGAAAAGGCGCAUAUGGAAAAGGUAAAAUGAAUUCUGAAACACCCUCGGUAUCUAUAAAAACUGAGAUCAAACAAGAACGAGAUGAUAAUACUUUAAAUUCAAAGAAAAUGGAAGUUAAUGUUAAAGAUGAACCUAUGAGUCCUAAAUCAAACAUCACUACAGAUAUUAAACCGUUUGAACCAACUACAUCAGACAGUAAAACAGCCAUAAAGAAAUGUGUAUUUAGGCCUGACGAACUUAGGCAAGCCCUAAUGCCUACUCUUGAAAAGUUAUACAAACAAGAACCUGAAUCAGAUCCUUUUAAACAGCCUGUUGAUCCUCAAGCGCUUAAUAUACCCGACUAUUUUAUAAUCAUAAAAAAGCCAAUGGAUUUAUCAACAAUUCGAGAAAAACUAAAUACUGGUCAAUUUACUGACCCUUGGAGUUAUGUUGAUGAUGUUUGGUUAAUGUUUGAAAAUGCUUGGCAUUACAAUAAGAAGUCUACAAAAGUGUAUAAAUCAUGUACAAAACUUUCAGAAGUUUUUGAACAAGAAAUUUACCCUGUUAUGAGAAGUCUUGGUUAUUGUUGUGGUCGUAAGUACACAUUCAAUCCACAAGUACUUUGUUGUUUUGGAAAACAAUUGUGUACUAUUCCAAGAGAUGCUAAGUACUUCAGUUUUGAAAAUAGAUAUAUUUAUUGUGUUAAAUGCUUUAAUGAUAUACCUGGUGAUGCUGUAACAUUGGGCGAAGACCCUACACAAGCCCAACAAGUAAUUAAAAAAGAACAAUUUGUGGAAAUGAAAAAUGAUCAUCUAGAAUUGGAACCAUUCAUAUUGUGUACUCAUUGUGGAAGAAAACUCCAUCAAAUAUGUGUGCUGCACAAUGAGAAUAUUAAUCCACAAGGAUAUGUUUGUGAUAAUUGUUUAAAAAAACGUGGUGAAAAACGAAAAGAACAUAAAUUCAAUGCUAAAAAAUUGGCUAUUACAAAAUUAGGUACAUAUAUUGAAACAAGAGUGAACAAUUUUCUUAAGAAAAAAGAAGCAGGCGCUGGUGAAGUAGCUAUUCGU